AUGCUUGUUUCAAUUCGUGGAGCUGUCCUCAAAGCUGCACUCAAAAACUGGAAGACAAAAAUAGUGAGUAAACAGCUCACGAAAAAGAAAACAAUGUUUGAUGUUUACAGUUUCGUGAGCUGUUUACUCACUAUUUUUGUCUUCCAGUUUUUGAGUGCAGCUUUGAGGACAGCUCCACGAAUUGCUCCUCAGUUUGGCCUGAUCCAGAUGCAGAGGUACAUCACAGUGUCAGACAAACAUCCGUUGAAGAACACUGGCCAAACUCGUGAGUUCUCGCGUAGUAAGCCCCCGCAAAAGCCAAGAACAUGGCUCAACGAUAACGCGGUAGAUCUCGGGAAAACGUUUAGGGCUGCGUAUGUUAACGUAGCUGGAUGUACCACAUGUCUUCCGGAUGAAAACACGUCGCCGGAGCUUCUCUUUUCUUCCUUCGCCGUCGAUCGAAAGAACCACAUGUCUCACCGUCGGGAUGAGAACACCAAAUACAUCCCCAAGAGGCCGCAGCAGCACAAGUUCAUUCCAAAACCCUUGAAUCCAACUUCUUCGAUGAUGGAGGUUUGGAUCCAGGGGAGUCUCAAGGAGUGGUGGAUCUUCUUAAUACAAACCCUAGAGAGUUUUGGAGAGAAGGUCCAUGGACUACGAUUUCGUUAG
Molecule: messenger RNA, 648 nt
Organism: Arabis nemorensis
Lineage: Eukaryota; Viridiplantae; Streptophyta; Magnoliopsida; Brassicales; Brassicaceae
Source: the annotation of a GenBank genome assembly